AUGGUGAUGCUGAGGAGAAUGAUGACUAUGAUGAUGAUGAGUAUGAAGAGGAGGAUAACCAUCAGGAUGAAGUUAAUCAGGAUGAGGUGGAAAAGGAAUUUGCAGAGGAGGAUGAAGCCAGAGCAGGUGAAGCACCACUGCCCCCAGCCUGGCCCCCGGCCCUUCAUCUGUGGUGACUGUGGCCAGAAGUUCAAACGGAGCUCCGGUCUCACCCGGCAUUGCCGCACCCACAGCGGUGAGAGGCCAUACAGCUGUGCUGAGUGAGGCAAGAGCUUCACUCAGAAGUCUGCCCUCACCAGGCACUGCAGUGUGCACAGCACCGAGAAGCACUUCAGCUGCAGGGACUGCGGCAAGAAAUUCAAACAUAUCGCCACUCUCACCAGUCAUCGCCGCAUCCACACCGGUGAGAAGCCCUACAGCUCUGCCGACUGCGGCAAGAGCUUCAACCGGAAGGCACACCUCACAGAGCACCGUCGUGUGCACACUGGCGAGAAAACGUUCAUCUGUGCUGAGUGCGGCCAGGCCUUCAGACAGAAGUGCACCCUCAUUGCCCACCACUGCACCCACACCGGUGAGAAACCUUUCACCUGUACUAACUGUGGGAAGAGCUUCAACCGCAGGGGACAUCUCAUAGUUCACCGCCUCACCCACACCGGUGAGAAGCCAUUCACCUGUGCUGACUGUGGGAAGAGCUUCAGCCACAGUUCCAAUCUCAGUCGCCACUGCCGCAUCCACACCGGUGAGAAGCCUUUGAAGUGUGGUGACUGUGGCCAGAGCUUCAAACAGAGCUCUGAUCUCAUCUUGCAUUGCCGCACCCACAGCGGUGAGAGGCCAUACAGCUGUGCUGAGUGUGGCAAGAGCUUCGCUCACAAGUCUGCCCUCCCCAGGCACCGCAGUGUGCACAGCACCGAGAAGCCCUUCAGCUGCAGGGACUGCGGCAAGAGCUUCAAACCCCGCUCCUACCUCACCGUCCACCACACCAGAGAGCAUCUGUUCCCCUGUGCUGAGUGCGGCAAGAGCUUCAGCACCAGCACUCCAUUCAUCCAGCACCAACUCAUCCACAGUGGUGAGAAACCCUACAGCUGUGCCCACUGCAGCAAGAGAUUAACCCAGAAAAGAAGUCUCACAGAGCACCGUCGUGUGCACACUGGCAAAUCUUUCAGCUGUGCUGAGUGCGGCAAGGCCUUCAGCUGGAGGGGCGGUCUCAUUUACCACCGCCGCACCCACACCGGUGAGAAACCUUUUACCUGUUCUGACUGUGGGAAGAGCUUCAGAGACGGGGGGGCUCUCAUUGCUCACCGCCGCACCCACACCGAUGAGACACCGUUCACCUGUGCUGACUGUGGCAAGAGCUUCAGCCGCAGGGGCACUCUUAGUGCUCACCACCGCACCCACACUGGGGAGAAGGCUUUCACUUGUGAGGUUUGCGGUGAGAGCUUCAUCCAGAAGGGCCACCUCAACAAGCACCGCUGCACCCACACCAGAGAGCAACCCUUCAUCUGUGAUGUCUGUGGCAAGAGCUUCAGCUGGAGCUCAAAUCUCACCAGGCACCGCCUCAUCCACACUGGUGAGAAGCCCUUCACCUGCAGUGACUGUGGUGAGAGCUUCAACUGCAGCUCCACCCUGAUCGUGCACCGCCGCACCCACACUGGAGAGAAGCCCUAUGGUUGUGGGGCCUGCAGCAAGAGAUUUGCUGACAAGUCCUCCCUCAGGAAGCACCGCGGUGUCCACGCCAGUGAGAAGCCCUUCACGUGUGACACCUGCGGCAAGAGCUUCAAAAGCAGCUCCACCCUCACCAUCCACCGCCGGAUCCACACCGGGGAGAAGCUGUUCCCCUGUGCAGAGUGCGGCAAGAGCUUCACCGAGAGCUUGAAACUCAUCCGGCACAAAGUCAUCCACAGUGGCGAGAAACCCUACAGCUGCUCUGACUGCGGCAAGAGCUUCAACCGCAGCUCACAGCUCACCAUGCACCAGCACAGCCACACCGGAGAGAAGCCUUACGUGUGCGGGGAUUGCGGUAAGAGAUUUGCUGACAAGUCCUCUCUCACAAGGCACCAUCACGUUCACUCCGGUGAGAAGGCCUUUUCUUGUGAUGACUGUGGUAAGAGCUUCAAAACCAGCUCCACCCUCAGCAACCACCGCCGGAUCCACACUGGAGAGAGGCUGUUCCCCUGUGCAGAGUGUGGCAAAAGUUUCACCCAGAGCUCCAAACUCAUCCGGCAUCAACUCAUCCACAGCGGUGAGAAACCCUACAGCUGCAGUGACUGCGGCAAGAGCUUCACCGAGAGCUCCAAACUCCUCCAGCACCGCCUCAUCCACACUGGUGAGAAACCCUUCAGUUGCGCCGACUGCAGCAAGACCUUCAACUGCAGCUCCAACCUCACCCAGCAUCGCCGUACCCAUGCCAGGGACCAGCCCACACUGGGGAGCAAGCACGAAUAG
Molecule: messenger RNA, 2442 nt
Organism: Dryobates pubescens (Downy woodpecker)
Lineage: Eukaryota; Metazoa; Chordata; Aves; Piciformes; Picidae
Product: zinc finger protein 91-like
Biological process (GO): negative regulation of transcription by RNA polymerase II; regulation of cytokine production; regulation of immune system process
Source: RefSeq, a predicted model, not a curated record